AUGGAUAUUGAAGAACCAAUCAUUCCAUGCACCGUAGAAGAAAGCAAAGAAAUAAAACCAAUAAACAAAGACACAGUCCACAGAAUAUGUUCCGGCCAAGUAGUCCUCACUCUAGCUAUAGCAAUGAAAGAACUAGUAGAAAAUGCAAUUGAUGCUGGAGCCAACAUUAUAGAUAUUCACCUGAAGGAAUAUGGCUCGGAGCUAUUAGAAGUCUCAGACAAUGGCAGUGGGGUACACGAAGACAAUUUUCAAGCCUUGACACUGAAGCACUAUACUUCGAAAAUAAGAGAAUUUAACGAUUUGGAACAAUUAAGCACUAUGGGAUUUAGAGGGGAAGCUUUGAGUUCUUUGUGUGCAUUGUCAGAAAUUGAAGUUACUAGUAAGCAUGAAACGGCAGAGACUGCAACAAAAUUAAAAUAUGAUUAUGGUGGAAAUAUCAUCAGUAAAGAGAUAGCGGCUAGACAACAGGGAACCACUGUCACUCUCAAAAAUCUCUUCUCAACUCUCCCAGUGAGAAAAAGAGAAUUUUCUAAAAACCUCAAAAAAGAAUUUUCAAAAAUGUGUAACCUACUGUACGCUUACUGCUUACUACCGGCAGGAAUAAAAUACAAAUGUACAAAUGCCACAGCAAAUGGAAGUAAAAAUAUUGUUGUAGCUACAGAAGGUAAUAAGACAGUGAGGGAGAAUAUUAUAAGCGUUUUUGGUGUUAAACAGUUGGCAUCACUCAUAGAUGUAAAAGAAAUAAUUCCAGAAGAAAAAUUAGCAGAGGAAUAUGGUCUUGAGUUGGUGCCAGGUGAAGAACUUCCAUUCACAUUAGAAUUUCUAAUAUCUAAUGCCAUUCAUGGAAGUGGUCGCAGUUCAACAGACAGACAAUUUUUCUAUAUAAACCACCGACCAUGUGAACCGACAAAAGUUAUAAAAUUAGUCAAUGAGGUUUUUAGACAGUUUAACAAUAAGCAGUAUCCUUUUGUAUAUUUGAAUAUUAUAACCAAAUCUUGCAUAGUAGAUGUAAACAUUACUCCUGACAAAAGACAAGUGUUUUUGGAAAAAGAAAAAAUCUUAUUGGCAACUGUUAAAGCAUCUCUUUUAGAAGCUUUCAAAGAUUCUCCUUCAAUAUUGAAAGUACAAAAUUUGGACGUUUCUCUAGCCAUUAGCAGUCAGAAAGGGAUUAAAAGGAAUUUAAGUGAAGGCAGUAGCAGUAUUUUGGAAACCUUUAAGAAAAAAUCUAGAAAUAGUAAUGUUUCUCCAAAAAGUCAAAACGGUAGUUUUUCAAAUAUCUUUCAAAAAUCUUCAUCAGAUCCUAUUCAAUCAGCAAGAAAAUGUAAGGACCAUGAUUUAUCAUCAAGUCAAAUUGAAGCUGAUGCAAAAUUGGCAACUCUAGUUGAAAUUGCUUGUAGAUUAGUUAAAGAGGAUGAAAUGAUUGCCAAACCUGAAGUUAAAAAAACUGUAAUUAUUGAUAAACCUCAAGAGGAUUUGAAUAGUAGAAGAGAAGUACCAUUGAACCUAAAUUUUGCUUCUUUAAAAGAAAAAAUAAAUAAUAAUCUUCAAAAUAGUAAAUCUUCAAACAAAAAUAAUGAGCUGGUAAAGUUUAGGUCAAACAUUGCUCCAGAAGCUAAUAAAUCAGCUGAAGAAGAAUUGAACAAGCACAUAUCCAAAACAAACUUCAAGCAAAUGGAAAUUAUUGGACAAUUCAAUUUGGGUUUUAUUGUAGCUAAAUUAUUUGAAGACUUAUUUCUCAUUGACCAGCAUGCCACUGACGAAAAAUACAAUUUUGAACAAUUACAAUUAAACACUGUUAUAGAUAGUCAAAAAUUAGUCAACCCAAAACUGCUAGAACUCACAGCAGCAGCUAAAGCAACUUUACUAGAACACGAAAACAUUUUCAAAAAGAAUGGGUUCAAUUUCAAAAAGCAACAAACUGAAUCCUGUGAAAACAUCUUGCUCACUUCAGUUCCAAUGAGCGACAAAACGAUAUUUGGCAAAAACGAUAUUGACGAAAUGAUUUUUAUGCUUCAAGAAGACUCCAGUCAGGAUAAAACGUGCAGGCCAUCGAAAGUGAGAGCCAUGUUUGCUUCAAGGGCUUGCCGGAAAAGCGUAAUGAUAGGGACUGCACUGUCAAAAACAGAUAUGCGCAAAUUGGUAGAUCACAUGGGAGAAAUUGACCAACCCUGGAAUUGUCCGCACGGACGACCUACAAUGAGGCAUUUGGUCAAUCUCAGUUUACUUACAGAGAACAUUAGUGAUACCUAA
This is a messenger RNA of Ceutorhynchus assimilis (cabbage seed weevil), 2250 nucleotides long. The record is from the annotation of a GenBank genome assembly. Lineage: Eukaryota; Metazoa; Arthropoda; Insecta; Coleoptera; Curculionidae.